CUUUGAUCAUCCUCCGUCGUGACGCAUCGCGCAGGAACCGAUCGACAGAUCGAUGGACGAGCCGGGCAAGGAGCAGUGUCCGAACCAGAGCUCCUCCUCCCAGUCUCAGUACAGGGGCGUGAGGAAGAGGAAAUGGGGCAAGUGGGUGUCGGAGAUCCGGCAGCCCGGCACCAAGACCCGCAUCUGGCUCGGCAGCUUCGAGUCGGCCGAGAUGGCGGCGGUGGCGCACGACGUGGCGGCGCUGCGGCUGCGCGGCCGGGACGCGCAGCUCAACUUCCCGGGGUCGGUGGACAGGCUGCCCCGGCCGGCGAGCUCGCACCCGGACGACGUCCGUGCCGCCGCGGCGGAGGCGGCUGAGCUCGUGCGGGGCGAGCCGGCGCUGGUGGCGCGCGAGUGCCCCGGGUGGGAGCUGGUGGGCGGGAGGGGGAGCGACGAGGAGUUCGAGGUGGACUCGCCCAGGCUAUGGGCCGAGAUGGCGGAGGCCAUGCUGCUGGAGCCGCCUGCAUGGGCCACGGGCACCAGCGAGAUGGACCAGGCCGCGCAGUGCUGGUCUCACGGGUCACUCUGGGACGCCUAUUGAGCUCGGCCCGUCGGCCAAUGCGUAUGGUUGGCCGUUAACUAGGGGGUACGUCCACCUCAAAAAAAAAAAAAAAAAAAAAACUAGGAGGUACGUAACGUACGUACGUGCCAUUGACCUCAGUACCUUGCAACUCUUUCUCUUGAGAGGGGUACAUGGAGUCUACGCCCAACGUGAGGCGUUCGAGCCUCACGGGGCUACUCAGAACUAGCCUCCGUGUGUGCACGAAUGUGUGAUGUGUGUGUGUGUUUUCUUUUCGUUGCAUUUGGCUUGAGAUCCUUUGUGGCGUCGUAUCGGCCUGUAUCGGGUUUGUUAGUUGGCUCACUACCAGCAUAUAAUCCGGGAUUCUAAGUUGCUCACUGCAAUGAUCCUUUGAGCUUAUAUUUAUUAU
This is a messenger RNA of Hordeum vulgare subsp. vulgare (domesticated barley), 968 nucleotides long. RefSeq names its product ethylene-responsive transcription factor ERF022-like. Gene Ontology annotation, molecular function: DNA-binding transcription factor activity; DNA binding. Bases 53 to 580 code for a protein of 175 amino acids. Gene Ontology annotation, biological process: regulation of DNA-templated transcription. The record is from RefSeq and is a predicted model, not a curated record. Lineage: Eukaryota; Viridiplantae; Streptophyta; Magnoliopsida; Poales; Poaceae. The transcript has a single exon.